Messenger RNA from Nannospalax galili (Upper Galilee mountains blind mole rat), 620 nucleotides. RefSeq names its product ribosomal protein L22 (gene Rpl22). The coding region runs from base 168 to 554 and encodes 128 amino acids. NCBI's taxonomy places the organism in Eukaryota, Metazoa, Chordata, Mammalia, Rodentia, Spalacidae. Gene Ontology annotation, biological process: cytoplasmic translation. Gene Ontology annotation, cellular component: ribosome. Gene Ontology annotation, molecular function: structural constituent of ribosome; RNA binding. The record is from RefSeq and is a predicted model, not a curated record. The transcript is spliced from 4 exons.
CACCAGGGAAACCAAUCGCUGCCCGAUCGCACGUCAGCGGGAGGGAAGCGGAGGUCGAGGGGCGGGGCUGAGCGAUUGGAGCUGCCUGGCCCCUGCGUGCCCUGCGCGCUGCGAGCUCUUGGCGCCUGCGCAGUGCGCUCCCUUCCCUUUCUGCCUCCGCUGCCGCCAUGGCGCCCGUGAAAAAGCUUGUGGCGAAGGGGGGUAAAAAAAAGAAGCAGGUUUUGAAGUUCACCCUCGACUGCACCCACCCUGUAGAAGACGGGAUCAUGGAUGCUGCCAACUUUGAGCAGUUUCUCCAGGAGAGAAUCAAAGUGAACGGGAAGGCUGGGAACCUCGGCGGAGGGGUCGUCACCAUCGAAAGGAGCAAGAGCAAGAUCACCGUCACCUCUGAGGUGCCUUUUUCCAAAAGGUAUUUGAAAUAUCUCACCAAAAAAUAUUUGAAGAAGAACAAUCUACGUGAUUGGUUACGCGUAGUAGCUAACAGCAAAGAGAGCUAUGAAUUACGUUACUUCCAGAUUAACCAGGAUGAAGAGGAGGAGGAGGAUGAGGAUUAAAACGCAUUGAUCUGGAAUAUUUUUUAUGAAUUCAUGAAUAAAAUUUAGGAACAAAAACCUGUGGUU